Molecule: messenger RNA, 698 nt
Organism: Gongylonema pulchrum
Lineage: Eukaryota; Metazoa; Nematoda; Chromadorea; Rhabditida; Gongylonematidae
Source: the annotation of a GenBank genome assembly
AUGCCACAUUUUUUGGCAGCACUGUUUGCAACAGUGGCUUGCAUUAUCUUUGCGCUCACUACGUUCGGCAAUCUUCUGGUGCUGUGUUUCAAAGCCCGAGUUGGCCGUACAAAUACUACGCUAUUAGUGUGGAAUUUAGGCCUUACUGAUUUCCUUGUUGGUAUUAUCGUUCUGCCACUUGGUGCAGUUCACGUUAUUUUGCGUGAAUGGCAUUUCAGUCGCUCGCUUUGUCGUUUAUGGGUAGCAGCCGAUGUUACUUUUUGUACCUGUUCGGUGGUGACAAUCUGUGUGAUAUCAGUCGAUAGGUAUUUAGCAGUAACUCGUCCACUACAAUAUAAAACGGUAGUUACGAAAACGAAGGUGAUUAUUACAAUUGUUUCAAUUUGGUGCUUUUCACUUUCUGUGCUGUUGGCUACCGUAAAAUGGGAUCAACCACCAACUUGUUUGAAUUCAAACGUAUGUUUUGCGGGCAAUGAAAUCCGUUAUUUGGCGCACAGUGUUAUAUUUGCAUUUUUCAUCCCAGCUUCAGUAACGUUGACACUGUACUGGAGGAUCUAUCGAUUAGCGCGUAAUCGACAAAAAGCCCUGGAUAGCGGAUUUUUAAUGAUUUUAGGACAAAAUAUGAAUUUCCUCACGAAUACGCUCAGUGAGCAUGUAAGUUAUACGUUAGAAACAUUCUCUAUUAAAAGAUAUUAGCU